Molecule: messenger RNA, 1758 nt
Organism: Aureobasidium subglaciale EXF-2481
Lineage: Eukaryota; Fungi; Ascomycota; Dothideomycetes; Dothideales; Saccotheciaceae
Exons: 1
Coding region: 1-1758 (585 amino acids)
Source: RefSeq, a predicted model, not a curated record
AUGGCCGACGCACCUCCUCCUCCUCCACCACCUCAUGGAGCAAAUCCAAAGUCCACUUCCGCCGGCCUGCCUGAAGGCAACUACGACAUUUUCAUCAUCCCGCCGCACAGCUCAGGCUCUGGCUUUCUCUACCUGCCUUCGCUGCAACCCCAACGCAACUCGUUCAUCGCCGGCUUCGCCUCUGCUGUCUUUUGUUACCUGGUAUGGAUAACAGCCGUGCCGGUCUUGGGACAAUGGCUGUCCAUCAUCGCUGCUAGCGGCAGUCUUGGUAUAUUUUUGCUGGUUGCUACGGUCGGUGCUACAUCGUGGGCUUUUGGCAAGACACAUGGCGAAGGUAAGGGUCAAGGCCCACCGCCGUCGCCGUCUGGUGCUGGAGAUCAAGGGAACGCAAGCGCAGAAGCAGGAAGCACACACAACAGAACCCACAGCGGUCCUUAUAACACCUCGCAUUCCUCGGGCUCUGCUCACGCACAUUCCGCACCACCCCCACGCACACCGAGACAGGACUACUCGACUCCUCCCCCCAGACAGGCUCCUCCACAGCCACAACCAGACUAUUUCCCACAACCACCACCUGAGUUCAAUCCACCACCGCCUGCAUCCCAACCGCCACCAGAGUACACCGCGCCCCCUCCUCCACCUCGACAGGCACCAAAGCCUUCUCCUCCACCUCAACCCAAAUCGGCUCCUCAGCAGCAACCCAAAGCAGCCCCUCCACCUUCACCCAAGCCUGCGCCAUCAUCGGCCACAUCACCCGAGUCGUCGACAAGAUCAGCAUCCGAUGCCGCAGCCAGCUGGGAGAAGGCCCGAGAAGAGACUCGCAAGAGAGAGGAGGCUAGAAAAAAGGCAGAUGAGUUGAGAAAACUACGCGAGGAAGCGCUGCGGAAGAAGGAGGAAGCCGAUCGACAGGCAAGAGCAGCUGCUGAAAGGAUCAAAUGGGAGCAAGCCAGGGCUCGCGAGAAGGAAGCCCGUGAGCGAGAGUCAAGAGAGCGCGAGUCCAAGGAGAAGGAGGUCAAGGACAGAGACGCUAGGGAGAAAGAGAAGCGCGAGCGCGAAGCCCGAGAGCGACUCGCAAGGGACAAGAAAGAAAAAGCUGCCUUCGCUGCGGAAGCUGCAAAGUCACCACCCAAACCCACCACCCCUGUCGCCAACAAGUAUGAGCGCCCGAGUGCGCGAAGCUAUGCUAGCACUGAGACAACAAGUGCUUAUGACGCCCGCACUGUCACGUCCGGUUCGACGGCCUCAUCCUACGCAGAGACCUUGUCUUCGUAUGCACCGUCGACCUCUACAGCCCGCACUAGCCCGACACCCGAGUACCGUGGGCCAUACAAUACCUCUGAUCCUGACAAGAUAGUCAUCAAGGCCGUGUAUUUGUACGACUCUGCAAUGCCGAAGAAGCCAAUCAGCCAACUUGUCAGCGGCGAAGCCAAUGUCACCGAUGGCCUCAUCUUGAAAGUCAACACGGAAGGUCUUUUCAUCGACGACGACAUACGCCGUGUCAAACAACGCGAAUGGGACGUCAAAGCUUGGUCUCUCAAGGCUAUUGAGAGAGGCAAACUGAGUCCGCACUAUAUGCUGCGUGCCACCAUCAGAGACCAAGGCAAACAGUACAUCUUUGUUCUCCCAUCAGAUCAGGAGUGGAAGGUCGAUGUUGGACUGGAGCGCUUGCGCAAAGGUAAUCUGGUCCGCAGCAUGGGUAUGAACACCAUCAAGGCGCCUGAAAUGAAAGGUUUGCUCAGCGACCUUGGAUGGGUCUGA